UGGGUCGAACAACAAUGGCUGGUAGCAACGCAGUUGCUCUCGUGCCCUUAUCGCGCCUUUCAACGACAAGGUCGUUCAUGAUGCGCGCCGUUUGGAAGAGUCUGGCGCGGUACGGCGCAGUCGUGCCCCUCAUCCUGAACCUCAGGACACUAGCAUUGGCAUUCGCGCUACUCAACCUGA
Messenger RNA from Sodiomyces alkalinus F11, 180 nucleotides. RefSeq lists its product as hypothetical. NCBI's taxonomy places the organism in Eukaryota, Fungi, Ascomycota, Sordariomycetes, Glomerellales, Plectosphaerellaceae. The annotation marks the transcript as partial. The record is from RefSeq and is a predicted model, not a curated record. The transcript has a single exon.